UCAAGAGUUGGUAUCACACAUCAACUAGCUCUUCAGCAAGUAACAAGUGACAAUUUAAAAAAAUCAAAAUGAAAUUCGUCGUAGCUCUCGUUGCCCUCUUCGCCGUCGCUUUGGCCGCACCACAAAAUCCAGAUGCAUCAGCAACAAUUGUUCAACAAACUUCUGAUAUUGAUCCACAAGGAAACUUCCAAAACUCAGUCCAAACCUCAAACGGAAUUCAAGAGCAAGCACAAGGUAAUUUGGUAGAUAACCCAGCACGAGCAUCGCCUGAAGAUCCAACUGCUUACAUCACACAACAAGGUUCAUACUCAUACACUGCCCCAGAUGGUCAACAAAUCACCGUUGACUGGACUGCCGAUAAAGAAGGUUUCCAUCCAAAAGGUGCACAUUUGCCAGUUGCUCCAGUUGCUUAAGUCAAUCAACCACGAUGAUUUCUCGAUAGACAUUAUAUACAAAAUAACAUCAUGUAUGGUAUUAUCGGAACAUUAGUUAAUAAAUAAAAAAAAAGUCGCAAAAAAACCA
This is a messenger RNA of Contarinia nasturtii (swede midge), 522 nucleotides long. RefSeq names its product larval cuticle protein 65Ag1-like. NCBI's taxonomy places the organism in Eukaryota, Metazoa, Arthropoda, Insecta, Diptera, Cecidomyiidae. The record is from RefSeq and is a predicted model, not a curated record. Gene Ontology annotation, molecular function: structural constituent of chitin-based larval cuticle. Gene Ontology annotation, cellular component: chitin-based extracellular matrix. Bases 69 to 413 code for a protein of 114 amino acids. The transcript has 3 exons.